This is a messenger RNA of Fusarium keratoplasticum, 1173 nucleotides long. RefSeq lists its product as uncharacterized. Gene Ontology annotation, biological process: peptidyl-serine phosphorylation. The transcript has 3 exons. Gene Ontology annotation, cellular component: cAMP-dependent protein kinase complex; nucleus. Lineage: Eukaryota; Fungi; Ascomycota; Sordariomycetes; Hypocreales; Nectriaceae. The coding region runs from base 1 to 1173 and encodes 390 amino acids. Gene Ontology annotation, molecular function: cAMP-dependent protein kinase activity; ATP binding. The record is from RefSeq and is a predicted model, not a curated record.
AUGGCUGCUACCGUUGCGCCUUCGCAUGCCGGCGGCCUGCCGUCCUCCUCGGGCAUCCCUGCGCCGCCGCAUCCCCACGACGCCGCAGACGCCAGCGCGGGGUCCCAAGAUGUCGCCAGCGGCGUCUCUUCACUACCGCCCACCCGCAAGUUCCAACUUCGCGACUUUCGACGAGUGCGCACGUUAGGCACAGGAACCUUUGCCCGAGUCUGUCUCGUCCGUCCCGCUGCCAGCGCUCAUAUACCCCUCGAUCACCAGCUCAACCCCGAAGUCUACGCCCUCAAGAUCCUACGGAAACCUGAAGUCAUCCGCCUUAAGCAGGUCGAUCAUGUCCGUCAUGAGCGCGCCAUCCUCGCCGACGUCGCGGGCCAUCCCUUCAUCACCCGAUUGAUCGCCUCCUUCUCAGAUCACGAUUCCCUCUACAUGCUCCUCGACUACGUUCCCGGCGGCGAGCUGUUUACAUACCUGCGCAAGUUGCGCCGCUUCGACGAACCCGUCGCCCGCUUCUACGCCGCCGAGAUCGUCCUCGUACUAGAGUAUCUCCACGAGCAGCAAGGCGGUAUCGCCUACCGCGACCUCAAACCGGAGAACCUCCUCCUGGAUCAGGAUGGUCACAUCAAACUCGUCGAUUUCGGCUUUGCCAAGCGCCUCGGUCACCGCGAAGACAAUCGGCCCGUCGAGACCUACACCCUCUGCGGAACCCCCGAGUACCUGGCCCCCGAGGUGAUUCAGAACAAGGGUCACACAGGCGCAGUUGACUGGUGGGCUCUGGGUAUUCUAAUAUACGAGUUCUUGACGGGAUAUCCUCCAUUCUGGCAUCAGAACCCCAUUGAGAUUUACAAACAAAUCUUGGAAAAACCCGUCGUCUUCCCUCAAGACCCGCCACUCUCGGAAGACGCCAAAGACGUAAUACGCUCCUUCUGCACCGUCGAUCGUUCCCGUCGUCUCGGUAACAUCAGCGGCGGCGCAGCCCGCGUAAAGGCGCACCCCUUCUUCCGCGAGACGAACUGGGACGACAUGCUUAACCGCCGCCACAAGGGUCCGAUACAACCCCCCGUGCGCUAUCCCGGUGACGCCCAGUGCUUUGACGUGUACCCAGAGGACGACGGCUCGCGCGAGCCCUACGGCGGUGAGAUGGCUGCAAAGUACGACCCAUACUUUGCCGACUUUUGA